Cladocopium goreaui is the source of this 1617-nucleotide messenger RNA. The record is from the annotation of a GenBank genome assembly. Lineage: Eukaryota; Dinophyceae; Suessiales; Symbiodiniaceae.
AUGCGUUUGCGAUGGUCAGCUUGUGCCCUGCUGUGCGCCCUUGCGGAGGAGUUUCGUGAGGCGGUGGAAGAGGACGCCCUGUCCGUCUCGCGCCUGGCGUCCCUCUUUGGGCAGCUGGACGGCGACGGCGACGGCCAGGCGUCGCCACUGGAGCUGCUGAGGGCCGCGGAGGCAGUGCGCCUGGGCCUGGCGACGAAGGAUGUGGAGGUGGCGCUGGAGGAGAUGGACCGCAACCGCGAUGGCUGGGUGACCUUUGAGGAACUCCACGAGGGCGAGGUGGAACCCAUCGAUGACGACGAUCGGAGAGACAUGGAGAAGCGCCGCACGGAAGAUCUGCAGCUCUUCAAGGCCGCGGACGUGGAUGCAGACGGGCGCCUGACGCCUGCGGAGUUACGCGCGGUGCUGUACCCGGAGACGCAGCAGGAGUUGUUGCGACUGGUGGCGGAACAUGCGUUGAAGAGAAAGGACCUGGAUGGGGACGGUCAACUCACGUUGUCCGAGUUCUGGGAGGGCGACGUAGCGCCCAACGAGGAACCACAGGAGGAGGGCGCCACCUUCCGGCGUUUGGACCGCGACCAGAACGGUCAUUUGAAUGUGGAGGAACUGAUGGACUGGGAAUCUGGCGCCCAUCACACGCAGGUGGCCUUCGAGGAGCUGCUGCGCAUGUGCGACGACAACGGAGAUGGGCAGUUGAGCCUGGAAGAGCUGACAGGACAUCAUCAGCAGUUGUCCAAUACCGACGCUGCUUAUCACUUCUUGGAAUGGGCCGAGCAUUACGUCCGCAAGGAGCGCCGCAAGGAUCUGAAAAACUUCGAUGAGUCGCACGAGACCAUCGCGGUCUAUGCCUUGAUUAACAUCGAGUGGGAAGACCUGCGCUGGUGGGAUGCGAGCUAUCAGAGGGUGGAGAAAGCUUGCAAGAAUCGAACGGGCGGUUGUUCUGAGUAUGACUAUGAGAAGGGCGAAGAAUGGGCAGCAGAGGCGGUCCUCUCCGCGGUUUUCGGGCAGACGGCCGCCUCCUUCUUUGAGUCCACAAAUGGCUUCGGCAGCAGCUUGAGCUUCGUCAUGGCCGGCAAUGUUUGGACCCCCAUUCCCCAGCAUUUGCUGCUGAAGACCACGGACAACCCGCUCGGGAAGACGGAAUUCGAUCCGUUAAUCCGCAUCGUUGAUGCCAAGAACGGAAUCAUGGAAGCAACUUGGGUUGAUCGCGCUGAAACGGAGUUCGAUGUGACCUUGGAAUAUGAGUAUUUUCCUUUCGACAACCAGCUGCUGGACUUGUGUUUGCCCUUCGACUACUUUGCGGAUCCGACCUUUCGGACCUGGAAGGGCGUAGACACCCGCGCCGGAACGCCACUGGAGCUGGAGAACGUCUCUGUGCGCUGGAACUUUGCCAGCCGGUUGUCGGAGCUCGCCUCACAGCGCUUCGUCACCGAGUUGGAGCGCAAAGGAUUUGAGGUCACCAGCAUUCAGUCCAUCAAGCACGACGAUUCUGCCAUUGGCAGCUCCAUUUGUCUGGAGAUUACGGUGGUGCGACGCAUCACCAUUCUGAUCCUGCGAUUUUUCUUCCCAUUGUUUUCUCUUCUCUUCAUUCCUUUCGCAGGUCUUCUUCAUUCCCAUUGA